Dendronephthya gigantea is the source of this 1876-nucleotide messenger RNA. Its product is annotated as membrane-bound transcription factor site-2 protease-like. The coding region runs from base 96 to 1544 and encodes 482 amino acids. Gene Ontology annotation, biological process: membrane protein intracellular domain proteolysis; regulation of response to endoplasmic reticulum stress. The transcript has 10 exons. Lineage: Eukaryota; Metazoa; Cnidaria; Anthozoa; Malacalcyonacea; Nephtheidae. The record is from RefSeq and is a predicted model, not a curated record. Gene Ontology annotation, cellular component: membrane; cytoplasm. Gene Ontology annotation, molecular function: metalloendopeptidase activity; protein binding.
GUUACUGUUAAUUUUAUUUUAUGAGAUCAGUUGGUUGAAUACUUCAUGUAGUAAUACAUAGCUACUAAAAAGCUACAUACAGAAAGGAAGAAAAUAUGACUCAUAUUCCUGCAGUAAUACUUCUCUUUUUGUUUUGGUCUUUGCUCUAUCUUGGAGAUUCUCUAUUAAAAAAAUUUCGUAGACUAUCACGAGCAUACAGAGAGCUACUGGAUCAAAAUGGGUUAUCUUUCAGUUUUGGUCAUGUUAGAUGGUACACAACAAAGUUUAACCGUUGCUUUUUCCGAUGGGGCAAAUACCAUCCUACUUUGGCACGAGUUUGGUUUUCAGUUGGUGCAUAUUUUGGAGUGUCUAUGAUGGCGAUUUCUGUGGUAAUAUUGUCGUGGACACUGGCUAAAGCUUUCAGAAAUAGUUCUCCUGAACAAUUUCUCACACCUGUGAUGCCUGGAGUCAAUCUACCUUGGAGUCAUAUUGUAUAUUACUUGGUUACAUUAACACUUGCUGGAAUUGUUCAUGAAGUUGGCCAUGCAUUGGCAGCAGUUAGAGAGCAAGUACGGGUAAAUGGAUUUGGUAUCUUUUUCAUGGUGUUGUACCCAGGAGCAUUUGUUGAUCUUUAUACAGAACAUCUUGCGGUUAUAUCUGCUGUAAGACAACUCAGAAUAUAUUGUGCUGGUGUCUGGCAUAAUUUUAUACUGGUAUUAAUUGCUGUUGGUCUCUUGUGGCUUCUACCAAGUAUAUUGUCAUUGGGUUAUGUUUCUAACCAAGGAGCUGUUGUGUUGCAACUUAUGAAGGGAUCGGCAGUGGAGAACAGUCUCACAGUAGGUGAUUACAUAACCUCUGUUGAUAAAUGCAAAGUUACAAAUGCAGAAGACUGGAAGUUGUGUUUGAAACGAACAAUAUAUGAAGCACAACAUGGCUUUUGCACUGAUAUGAUGACAAUGACUAGAAAGAACAUAUUUUUAGGAAAAGAGAGUAAUGUACAUUUAGAUUGCUGUGGAAAUCUAAAAGCAUCACGACUUUGUUUUUCAUACCACUCAAGCUUAGGACAAAAAGGUUUAUCUUGCUUACCAGCAAGAACUAUGGUGUCUAACAAAAUGUGUAAUGACCCUAAUGAAUGUCCGGGCACAGGUGAGAAAGUUUGCAUCCAUCCAUCAAUAGACAACUCCAGCCGCCUGAUCAAAAUCUCUCAUUAUAGAGGAGAAGAUGUUCUCUAUGUUGGUGAUCCACAUCUUCUGUAUUUCUCAGUUUUUGUAGGAACAUAUUUACCAGUUUUUAAAUUUUUACCACUUUCAUUGCCAGUCAUAUUAGAAACACUUUUUAUGUAUAUAAUCUCUCUCUCUAGUGCUCUUGCACUUUUGAAUGCUGCACCAUGUUAUUGGCUAGAUGGACAAUGGAUAUUAUAUGCUUUAGUAGAUUACUCUUUAGGUAAAUAUUUGCCUGACGUGCAAGCAAGGAACACCAUUUGUACUGUUAUUUUGACAGCUGGGACCUUCUUCCUUGUUUCAAAUAUCCUAUUAGCUUUAUGGACAUUAGGAAACAUAACAUAAAGAUAGACCCUUUUUGUUUGAUAUGCAUUUCUUUGCCUGUUGCUGAAGGACAGGGAUUUAAUUGGUGCCUUAAAUGUCAAAGGAUAACAAGGCUUCACUUUGAGGUGGAAAUUGCUCAUUGAAGGUCAAACUGCAAAUCUUGUGCAACCAGACCGUUAGGAAAAAACAUUUAGAGAGAUUAUUAUUAUUUAAUGUAGUAUAUUUUAUACAUAUGUUUAUCGAUAACUGAAACAUAUAGGUACAACCAAAGAUUAAUCCAAAUCAAGUGACAAAGGUGAUGUGGAAGUAAUGUGGUAUGUGUUGGGUAAUUAAACUAUAUUUUAAAAUCUCAA